AUGCCAUCAUCUGAAAGCCUGCCGCGCAAGCGGCUCAAAUCAGAGGGUCCGGGGCCAUUGUGGAAGCUGGGUGGAGAGAAUGAGGCGAUUCAGGUGUUGGAAUCUCGGCAUGGACGGGGGUUUUGGCAGAAGGGCAUGGAGCUCUGUACAGAUGGUGAGUUCAUGGAGCGGCUCCUGGCAUGGGGUCGCACGUUUGCGCUGAAGAUGGUAGACAAACCUUGGAGAGCACACGUGUACAAACAUUACAAGCUUCAAGUUGCCUACAUCCAGGAGUAUUUUUCAGCCAGAGCUGCAGUUGUCAAAGCAGAAUUGCACGAGUUGAAAGAGCUGGCCGCUAUAAAUGAGCAAAGUGACCAAAAGUUGGAGACAGAUAAAGAUGAACAUACUAUACCCUGGCAACGUUUCUUCGGGCACAUCAAGAGGAACAAGCAUGUGCGCAUUGUCGAUCUGGCUGGUGGCCCUGGAUGUUGCGCAGCUGGUGCUUGCCAAUUCUUCAACGAAUGGUUUGACGAAACAAACCAAUGCAGCAUCCACGCAACCGUGCUGGAUCCUGUGGAGGAAUGGGCUUGGUGUAGCGAGAAGCUGGGUUUCAACUUCAAGCUUUGCUCCUCGCUGUCAGACAUGCUUUUGGACGACAGCACCUUCACAGCAGAUGUUGUGCUCGUUGGCUGGGCGAUGAACUUUGCCUCCAAGCUGUUCUGGAAGCGCUUGCAUGUGGCCUUUGGCCAGCGUGGCGUCCUAGCAAACUGCAACCGAUAUGCCUUGAUCAUGGUCAUGGACCGUGGCAUGGAUCAGCUGCGCUUCAAAGAUCAUCGGCAGCGAGUGCUGCAGAGGCCCCAAGUGAUUCAGAGGGACCAUGGAAUGAACGUUACCUACUCCUUCCUAAUUGGCGAAGAAGAGGCGGAAAGCACGAGCUCUGACCAAUCCCCGCUGAAGCUCUCUCCUAGCUGCAGGCUCGUGCAGGCUGCCUAG
Molecule: messenger RNA, 972 nt
Organism: Durusdinium trenchii
Lineage: Eukaryota; Dinophyceae; Suessiales; Symbiodiniaceae
Source: the annotation of a GenBank genome assembly